Messenger RNA from Sander lucioperca (pikeperch), 1075 nucleotides. RefSeq names its product THAP domain-containing protein 1 A-like. NCBI's taxonomy places the organism in Eukaryota, Metazoa, Chordata, Actinopteri, Perciformes, Percidae. The transcript is spliced from 4 exons. The coding region runs from base 116 to 856 and encodes 246 amino acids. The record is from RefSeq and is a predicted model, not a curated record. Gene Ontology annotation, molecular function: sequence-specific DNA binding.
CAACUAGACUAGCUACUAGCUAGUUGACUCGAAAACAGAAAAGACACCGGUUAACGUGAGUCUCCGUGACGAGUUAGUUGAUACAUUUAAAUACUAGUGUUUUUUUCCCAUCGAAAUGGUGAUAAAUUGCGUUGUACCGGGAUGUACAGCCAAAACCAGAAAAGGACAAGCAGUAAGUUUCCAUCAUUUGCCGGUUAAACAUUUGGAGCGGUGCAAACAGUGGCUGCGGGCUAUCAACCACCCAAAGUUUCGAGGAGACACCAAUAUGGAAAAGAUGAAAAACCUCAGGGUUUGCAGUCGCCAUUUCAAGCUGGAAGACUACGAACCCAAUGUACUUGGAAUGAAGAGAAUCGCUCUAAAGGACACCGCAAUUCCGUCGAUAUUCACCUUCCCAGAUGACGAACAGCCCGGGCCGUCUGGUAGUAAACGCAUUCGCCUAGAGACUCCAAUCACGUCUAAUCCUUUAGUGUCAUCGUCGGAGGAUGAAGAACAAUUGUUGCUGACUUCAACACCGAUCAAAAAUCCUGCCUCUGGCCAAGAACAAUUUUCACCUGGAGGCCUCAAUACCAGCGUCAGCAGCAUUGAAACUGUAGGUGAAACUGAUGAAAGCUAUCAUGCCGAAUUAACCAUCACCCUCUCAUCAACGUCAUCAUCAGAUGAUGAAGGUGGAAAGGACUGGCGUGAAAAGAAGAUAAUUGUCAGUGAAUCCAGCCUCAUGUCACUCUUCAAAUUUUGCCAGAUGUGCGGGAAACCAAUUUUAUCAAAGAAAAUUGUUGACUUUGGGGCAAAGAGGAAGGUGGAUUGGACAUGUCUUGGGGGGGAUUCUGGGACUUGGACAUCUUCAAGUGACAUGUGAACCUCCUUGCAGCCGCAGCUGUUCUGUUCAGGGGGGGGCACAUACACAGAACUAUCAGACUGGUGCAAGACCAUGGGUGUCCAAAUGAUGGGACAGACCACAUUUUACAAUAUAGGUUACUGAGGCCACCAGCUCUGUUACCAUGGAAACACUGGGUUUCAAAAGGGGCAUGACUGAGCUGAUGGACAAGGGCCUUGACGUGGAGGUGAUGGCCACGGA